Molecule: messenger RNA, 983 nt
Organism: Aspergillus ochraceoroseus IBT 24754
Lineage: Eukaryota; Fungi; Ascomycota; Eurotiomycetes; Eurotiales; Aspergillaceae
Product: SDR family NAD(P)-dependent oxidoreductase
Exons: 4
Coding region: 161-967 (268 amino acids)
Source: RefSeq, a predicted model, not a curated record
GUUUUAUUAUAUUAUACACGCUGGUUGCUCCAAGAUCUGAAUAUAGAUUUGUGUCUUCCCUUUACGCGCUUUCCUCUAGCCUGCCUAUACAUGUGAGGGGAUAGUACAGUGUGUGUAUUGCGUGCGAAUACAAGUCGCCAAUCCCAGCUGAGCUCUGAUUAUGUCACUUUAUCUGAAUGGCGUGGCACUAGUCAUCGGUGCAGGCAGCGGCAUUGGCCGGGAAUGCGUCCUGGGAUAUGCCGGCGAGGGUGUUCGCAGCAUUGUGCUGGCUGAUAUAGAUUAUGAUGCAGCGUUGGAUGCAGCCCAAGAGAGCGAAACGGUGGCUACAAAUCCGGCCUUUAAAGCGCUUCCUGUGCGUGUCGAUGUAACGGACCCGAAGAGUGUGGACAGUAUGGUCAAAAGAACAGCACGCAUGUUUGGGCGCAUCGAUUAUUGCGUCAAUGGUGCUGGCUGUGAUGUUGUGGUGACGGGAACCUUGAACUGCAUCCAGGCGAUAGUGCCUGUGAUGAGGAAUCAGAGUGUUGGGAUAUACAAGGCCCGGGGGCGAACUCGCGAAACCAGUAGAGGAACGAUCAUCAAUGUGGCAUCUCACAGUCCAUUUGUGCUCACGCCGCAAAUGCCCCAGAAUACCACGACUAAACACGCGGUUUUAGGGUUGACAAAAAAUGCUGCGCUGGAGAAUGCGCCCCAUGGUAUCCGCAUUAAUGCGGUCUGCCCCGGCUGGGUCGAGAGCCCUACACCUGAUUGCAAUGAAAAUGCAAGCCGUCCCCAUAUGGUGGAAACAAUGAUCCCCAUGUCCCGUACAGCAAAACCGGAGGAGAUUGCCGAUGUCGUUCUUUUCUUAAGCAGCCCAAGGUCUAGCUAUGUGACCGGAGCUGCCUGGUUAGUGGAUGGAGGCAUGGCCCUACAGGCGUCCACGGUGAUGAAUGGAGCACCACAACUGGAAACUUCUUGUACGCCAUCUUAGCAUACCUAGGUUAGAG